Messenger RNA from Cladophialophora yegresii CBS 114405, 840 nucleotides. RefSeq lists its product as uncharacterized. The record is from RefSeq and is a predicted model, not a curated record. The coding region runs from base 1 to 840 and encodes 279 amino acids. Lineage: Eukaryota; Fungi; Ascomycota; Eurotiomycetes; Chaetothyriales; Herpotrichiellaceae. Gene Ontology annotation, molecular function: hydrolase activity. The transcript is spliced from 2 exons.
AUGUUCUAUCGGGAGGUCAUCCGGCAUGGCACAAGAGGACUUUGGAUCACCGAGGAUGCGCAUACCGAGCCGGAUAUCAUCGUAUACUACGCCCAUGGAGGUGGCUUCUCGAUGGGAUCAGCAUAUUUCUAUAUGGAGUUUCUCAUGGCCUGGGCGACGAGACUGAAAGAGAGCGGGUUCAAGAAUCCAGCUGUUUUCGCCCUGGAAUACACCCUCGUCCCAGAUGCUAAGUGGCCGACCCAGUUCAACGAGACCCGCGCAGGAUAUACGUUUCUUCGAGAGACGUUCGGAGACGAUUCGGCUGCGAAAAUUUGCGUCAGUGGGGAUUCAGCAGGGGCAACACUCAUUUUGAGCAUGCUACUCCAGCCCGGUCAUAUCGAACAAAAUCCUCAAUUCCACGCUCUGUAUCGGCCAGGCUUGGCGAUCUUGCUAAGCCCGUGGACACAUCUCGUGUCUGACCUGAACCAUAAUACGCGGAGCGACUACUUGGACAGGAACAGCCUCCAUCUGUACGCAAAGCAAUAUGCUGGUGAAGCGUCUAUGACAGAUGGUGUUAUUUCACCGGGCCUUUGUACGGGGCGGUGGAAACAGGCAUCGCCUAUGAGUGGUUAUCGCGUCUUGUACGGCUCGGAAGAAGUGUUUGCGCCUGGAAUCCAAGAAACGGUCAACAACAUGAAGAAGGCCGGCGCCGUGGUCAAGGUCCAUGAGCAUGAAGCAGGUAUUCAUGCCUGGCCUGUGGUGAACUUGUUCCUGGGUGAAACUCGAGAAGAACGGCUUCAAGGCCUUGAUAUAAUGACCGGUUAUGUGAUGUCCUCGAGUCUUGCUUCAGCUAUCAAAUAG